Molecule: messenger RNA, 420 nt
Organism: Cyclocybe aegerita
Lineage: Eukaryota; Fungi; Basidiomycota; Agaricomycetes; Agaricales; Hemipholiotaceae
Source: the annotation of a GenBank genome assembly
AUGUCAAUCUCGACGACGCCUUCGGGCACCCACACUAUGCAGCGGCACCGAACGUCUAACCCCUACGAAGACAAAUUUGGCUACUCCCGGGCAGUCCGCAAAGGACCCUUCAUCUUCGUCUCGGGCACGACCUCCAUCGACACCAGCUCCGGCAAGGUCCUCUACCCCAAAUCGGCGUACGACCAGACGCGGAAGAUAUUCUCCGAGAUCGUGUUGGCAUUGGAGGCGCUAGGGGCGACGAAGAACGAUGUGGUGAGAUUGAGGAUGUUCGUCGCAGAGGAUAAGGACACCGAAGGCGUGAGCAUCGCACUGAAGGAGGUGUUUGGGAGCGUGGCACCUGCUGCGACGAUGAUUGUUGGAGUUGGGUUUGUGAGCCCAGAGAUGAAGGUCGAGAUCGAGGCAGAUGCAGUGGUGCUAUGA